Messenger RNA from Diachasma alloeum, 2374 nucleotides. RefSeq names its product flap endonuclease 1 (gene Fen1). Bases 362 to 1510 code for a protein of 382 amino acids. The record is from RefSeq and is a predicted model, not a curated record. Lineage: Eukaryota; Metazoa; Arthropoda; Insecta; Hymenoptera; Braconidae. Gene Ontology annotation, molecular function: RNA-DNA hybrid ribonuclease activity; 5'-flap endonuclease activity; manganese ion binding. The transcript has 5 exons. Gene Ontology annotation, cellular component: nucleus.
UCCAGCAGAGUCCAGACGUCCAAAACCAACCUCAAAAAAAAUCAUCGCCUCAUUGCAGAACGAUAAUGUGAAGUUGGUGCUGCGUUAUGCAACAAACUCGAACGGCUAACGAUUGAUCGAAAUUUUUCUCUGACGACUUCACUUUAUUAAAAUAAAGGAUAGUUGGCGGGAAAAAAUAAUGGAGGAGAAGAAUUGCGUCUGUAUCGUGUGGCAUCAAUCCAUUAACGACUCUCAAAUUAUUAUAGAACAAGAAUUGAACAUCAAUAUUUGUAUAAUCAUCUCGAAACCAAGGAAUUAAGUGUCAGAUUUUUUUGCAAAAUUGAAAUUUAUGGUGAGAUUAGUCAGUUGUUGAGAGUUAACCAUGGGUAUUCUAGGAUUAUCUAAGAUUAUUGCUGAUUUGGCUCCCAGUGCCAUAAAGGAACGUGAAUUAAAACAUUACUUUGGUCGAAAAAUUGCCAUCGAUGCUUCUAUGUGUCUAUACCAAUUUUUAAUAGCUGUAAGAAGUGAAGGAGCCCAAUUAACAUCAGCAGACGGAGAAACCACAAGUCACCUGAUGGGUACAUUUUAUAGAACAAUACGACUAGUUGAUAAUGGGGUAAAACCAGUCUAUGUAUUUGAUGGUAAACCCCCAAAUUUAAAAGGUGGAGAACUGGCAAAACGUGCUGAGAGAAGAGACGAGGCUCAAAAGGCAUUAGCAGCUGCUGAGGAGGCUGGAAAUACUGAGGAAAUUGAUAAGUUCAAUCGCAGAUUGGUCAAAGUCACAUCAACCCAUGUGGAAGAGGCCAAGCAAUUGUUGAAGCUCAUGGGUAUUCCGUAUGUGGAAGCACCGUGUGAAGCCGAAGCUCAGUGUGCUGCUCUAGUGAAGGCCGGAAAGGUUUUUGCCGCUGCCACUGAAGAUAUGGAUGCACUCACUUUUGGAAGCACCAUUUUAUUGAGACGUUUGACCUUCAGCGAAGCUAGAAAGAUGCCGGUGCAGGAGAUUCAUCUUGAUAAGGUACUGGAAGGCAUGCAACUGACAAAACAAGAGUUCAUUGACUUUUGUAUUAUGCUUGGUUGUGAUUAUACCAGCACCAUCAAGGGAAUUGGCCCUAAGAGAGCCAUAGAACUCAUGAAAAAUCACAAGUCUAUUGAAAAAAUAAUCGACAAUAUUGAUACUAAGAAAUAUCCAGUUCCUGAUGAGUGGAAUUAUCAAGAGGCGAGGCAAUUGUUUUUACAACCUGAAGUUGCUGAUGCUAAUGGAAUUGAGUUGAAAUGGAAUGAACCUGAUGAAGAGGGUCUUGUUAAAUUUCUUUGUGGAGACAAACAGUUUGAUGAGACUAGAAUUCGUAAUGGAGCCAAAAAAUUAGCAAAGGCCAGAAACACAUCGACACAGGGUAGACUUGACUCAUUCUUCAAAGUAUUAUCCACAACACCAUCAGCUAAGCGUAAAGCUGAAGAGAAAAAAUCACAAAAACCAUCUGCCAAGAAGGCUAAAACCAGCGGUGGUAAAUUCCGCGGAAAGGGAAAAUAAAGGAAAAUAAAUAUAUUGAUUCUUUUUCAACUUGAUAAUCAAUGGAAGGAAAUCUCAUGUUGAUAGCUCAUUAUUCUCUAUUUGCAUUUUUAUUUUACAUGCUCUCUGGAGAAUACAUCUUUUGAAUGAAGAAAAAUUUUGCAACUUUUCCAUUUUACUCACUUUAUUUCUACAAUUUUUACAAUUUUUACAAUUUAUAAACAGUGCUUUAUCCACAAUAAUGAUUUCACAAUUAAAAAACUAAUAUUAGCGCCACAGUAUUGAAUAUCACGUUUCUGUGGGCAUUAUCCACAAAAUUGUCUUAAAUUAGGACCAAGUACUAUUUCUUCCCUCCCUAUACAAAUUCAAAUGACUAAUUUAAAAUCAUCUUUCGAGAAGAAAAUGACAAAAUAAUCAGUUUAAAUUCUGGUAAAUCUUCACUUUCAUCAGCAUCUUUUAACAAUUAUAUUUCAUAAUUAUAAUUAUUUAAAGACAGUUGAAUUUGGCAAGUAUGCAUUGACUCGUAAGUUGAAUAUACUUUUGUUGCAUAACUCUUUUAUCAUAUUUCUUUCAAACUGUAUCAAGUGUCAUUGGAACUUAAUAAUAGUGCUACCAAUUGCAUCUGCUCCUAAAACAUGUUGCAAAGCUUGUUCAGCAUGAUUUGGACGGAACGCAGCACCAACAACACUCUGGAGUUGAUCAGCAUCAACUAGUUCACGAAUUAUUUCCAGUGUUGAUGAUUUGAUUUUCACCCCGUCAUUGUAAUGAUAAGUAUCAAUUCCAAAAAUAUACUGAAGAGAAGAAAAAUAACAAAAAUAUAUCAAUUGAAACUGUGAAAAUAAUAAUCAAUUGUGUGUGUGUGUGUGCGUGUAUUUUUGUUGAUGA